AUGUCUCUGCAGGAGAGACUGGACAAGAUCCGCUCGUCGCCGAAGCUGCAGAACCAGCAGCAGACGUCGGUCGUCCUGAACGCCAUCGAAGACACUCUCCGCAGCCAGAAAUCCGAGCCCACGCCCACCGCAUACUUCGCUGCUCUACUGUCGCUGCUGGGCCAGUACAUCUCGAACGAUAAGGGAAUCGUCAACAAAGAAGUCACGACCGCGGUCGUCUACCUGCUCGACCUCGUCACCAGCCAUGUUCCAGCGCCGCUCCUCCGAUCGAAGUUUCCGCAAAUUCUCACCAGCCUCGCACCCGCUCUUACCCAUGCCGACGCAGAGGCACCCCUACUACGAGCCAGCAUAGGGUGCUUGGAAUCGCUUCUGAUCGCACAAGACUCGCAAGCAUGGAGCCUGCCGCAAUCGUCGACGAGCCCUCGCGGUGCUGUGGGAGGACUGCUCGGCCUGGCUAUGGACCACAGGCCGAAAGUGCGAAAGCGGGCACAGGAAGCCCUGAGCAACGUGCUUAAGCACCCACCUCCUUCACCAUCGCUCGAUCAUCCCGUAUCAGCAAUGUGCGCCGAAACUGCUCUUGGACACCUCCAGACGGCCGCCGAAGAAGCGAGUAGCAAGAAGAGGAAGCAGAGACAGCGUGAGGAUGGAGCACAUGAUCCAGGGUUGAUGCACGCAAUGCAGCUAGUGAAGACCGUUGCGUCAGCUCAGAAUGGCUGGCCCAGCAAGAAGAUCGAUGCACUAUGCGAGCUGCUGCUCAACAUUUCGAAGGGAAGCAAUGAAUUCCUCACAAUGGCAGCUUUCGAAAUUUUCGAAAUCAUCUUUGCAGGUCUCGCCAAUGAGGUCUCUUCAGCUAAGUUGCCGAGACUUCUAGAGAUCAUCGCAGAGCUCCAGCCUUCGCAAAACGACACACAAUUGCUUCCUCCUUGGAUCGCUGUAUUGAGCAGAGGCUACGACGUCUCCGCGCAAAUCGAGCCAGAUGAGACCUUUCAAAAGCUUCCUGGCCUUUUUAGCAAGAUAUCCGCGUUUCUAUCUUCAUCCUCGCACAAUGUGCGUGUAUCCGCAUCCGAAUGCCUAAUCUCGUUGUUGCACACAUGUGUACCAGAAUCGGUGCUAUUGGAGCCCUCGAUCAUGGACGACAAAGCUCUGGAGAAUAUCGCUCGCACGCUGAAAGAGCUGCUGAGCGUGAAGUACCAGACUGCUUGGAUGGAAGUCUUCAAUGUGCUCAAGGCAGCUUUCGAGGUCCUGCGCUGGCGCGCCUGCCCGCUUCUUGACAGCGUUGUCAAGGCUGUUGGAGAUCUCCGAAGCGACGAGGCAUUCGCCGGCAAGAAGGAAGCCGAUGAAGUUUUGUCAGCCGCCAUUCGAGCUGCUGGUCCCGAAGCUAUCCUGUCUACCUUGCCACUCAACUUGGACGGUAAAUCUGCCAAAGGACCUGGCCGAGCCUGGCUUCUGCCUGUGAUGCGUGACUCGGUUAGCAACACCAAGCUGGCCCAUUUCCGCGCGGCUUUAGUACCCUUGAGUGAAGUCAUGUUCCAGAGAGUACUCAGUCAUGGCGAAGCCGAGAAGACGAUGGAAAUCAAGAUUUUCGAAACUGUUGUAAACCAGAUCUGGUCGUGCUUGCCAGGGUACUGUCAGCUACCUCUAGACCUGACUGAAGCGCUUGAUCAGUCUUUUGCCGAGCAAUUGAGCAAUCUGCUCUAUCAGCAGCCUCAUAUGCGCACGGAGAUCUGCCGUGCUUUACAAAAUCUCGUCGAUACCAAUAAAGCCAUCGCGGAAUUGGAAGGUGACGAAGAUCUGGUUGAGCAAGGUAGGGUCAGUCGAGCUGAUGCUCAGAGAAACUUGCAGCAUCUCGCUGGCUUUGCGAGCAACUUGCUUGCAGUCCUUUUCAAUGUCUACAGCCAGACCCUGCCGCAGAACCGCGGCAAUCUGCUACAGUGCAUCAAUGCUUACUUGAGCAUAACACCGGAGCAAGAAUUACUCGAGACGUUUCAACGUGUUGCGGGCAUGCUGGAGACAUCUCUUCCCGAAGCUGGGCCUCAGACACAGGCCGAUAAACAAAAGCAGCCCAACAAGGAUUCGAAGAACAAAAUGCCACCGACUUCACAUACUCUCAUGGACCUGAUCAUCACAAUGGCAACGUACCUGCCACGCGAAAGCUUUGCGGGUCUGUUCAACAUGGCUGCGAACGUGGUCAGCAAGCAAGAUGAUCCGCAAUUGCAGAAGAAGGCAUACAAGUUGAUCCCUCGCCUCUCGGAAUCUGAGACUGGACGUCAAGCGCUAGCAGACCGAAAUGCCGACCUUCAGCAAUUGCUGCUCACUUCUGCAGACAAGGUGUCCGCACCAGCUCGCAGGGAUAGACUGGCGUCCAUAGCCGAGAUCAUUCCAGGCAUGCCAAAGACUGACCUGCACUUCAUCCCCUCGAUCGUCUCCGAAGUUGUGAUCAGCUGCAAGGAGGUUAACGAGAAAGCGAGAACGGCUGCCUUUGAUCUACUCGUGCUUAUGGCAGAGAAGAUGGCAGAAGGUGGGACUGUGAAUAACGCCAAGGUUCCACACAUGGCUGCGGAUGCCCCUACUGUGCCUGCGAGCUUGGAGGAGUAUUUCACCAUGGUCUCGGCCGGCCUGGCAGGCUCAACACCGCACAUGAUUUCUGCUUCGAUCACCGCAUUGACUCGGCUACUGUUUGAGUUCCACAGUCGGCUACCGGAGACUACGGUGGCAGAUCUUGUUCAGACUAUGGACCUUUUCUUGACUUCAAACAACCGCGAAAUUGUGCGCUCGGUGCUUGGCUUCGUGAAGGUCUGCAUCAUUUCUCUACCAACGAGCUUGGUGUUGCCACGUCUGGAGACGCUGAUUCCAAAUCUCAUUGUUUGGAGUCACGAACAUAAGCAACACUUCAAGGCAAAGGUCAAGCAUAUUUUCGAGCGAAUGAUCCGGCGAUUUGGAGUGGAAGUUGUGGAGAGGUACACGCCUGAAGCGGAUCGGAAGCUCAUCGCAAACAUUCGCAAGACGCGUGAUCGCAGAAAGAAGAAGCGAGACGCAGGUGAGGAAGACGACGACACCACACCUGGAGCACAGAAGCGCAGCAAGUUCGAGAGCGAGUACGAUGAAGCCAUCUAUGGAUCUGGUUCUGAAUCAGAGUCUGAUAUUUCUGAUGACGAAGUGCUUGGCCGAGCUGUGGCAAAAGGCCAGAAAGCUAAGCAAGGAGGCAACCAGUAUAUCGUCGAAGACGAAGACGAACCACUCGAUCUGCUUGACCGGAAGGCUCUUGCGCAUGUGUCAUCGACGAAGCCGUCUAAGCAGAAAGCCGCAGCGGACAACAAAAAGACGAAAGCUAAGACAGAUCUGGACGGCAAGCUCGUCUUCAAUGACGACUCGGAUCUUGAACUCGAAGAGUUUGACGAUGAUGGAAUGAUCGAAGGUGCAGAGCCGGGAGAUGGCACUCUGGAAGGAGGUAUCAAUGCAUACGUUGAGGCGCUGAAGAGCAAGAAUGCUCCUACCAGAGGCCAGAAGGGCAAGCUGAAGUUCAAGAAUGUGCGAGAUGAUGAUGAAAUGGACAUUGACGAAGACGAUGCUAUGGCGGCUAAGAAGAAGCUCGAUGCGAAGAGUCCUCGUGGCAAGCAGCAACCUCAGCGACGCGGUCUUGGUGGUGAGAAAGCGAAGGGCUUCUCGAACGGAGGCAAGGUGCAGAAGUCGCCAGGGCGAGGAUUUAAGCAUGGGCUGCAAAAAGGUCGCGGGAAAGGAAAAAGGUGA
Messenger RNA from Cercospora beticola, 3747 nucleotides. RefSeq names its product mRNA-binding protein RRP12 (gene RRP12). The record is from RefSeq and is a predicted model, not a curated record. NCBI's taxonomy places the organism in Eukaryota, Fungi, Ascomycota, Dothideomycetes, Mycosphaerellales, Mycosphaerellaceae.